ACCGAGCCCCGACCUGCUGGGCUCGGCACAUCCCUCCGCCAGUGCGGGGCUGGCGGCGGGGCUGAGCGGGCGGCAGCGGCAGCGGCAUCAUGCCCUUGCCCAGGCGCCGGUCGUCCUUCCUGGGGCAGCAAGCCCCUUCCUCCACCGCCGACAGCGUGGGGGGCCCGGGGCGCCGGGUGAGCGUGGGCAGCCUGUCGAGGCCGCCCGGGGUCUACGUGGGUGCCGUGCCCACCGGAGGAGUGAGCAGCUUGGGCACCCGCGUGUCCCGCCGAGCGCUGGGCAUCAGCAGCGUCUUCCUGCAAGGGCUGCGCAGCUCCUGCUCCGCCGUGCCCCUGUCCGCGGGGCUGGAGAAGGGCAGGGGGCUCUCCUACGAGAGCCUGAACGGCUGCCUGGUGGAAUACAUCGAGAAGGUGCGGGCCCUCGAGCAGGUCAACCAGGAGCUGGAGGAGCACAUCCGAGUCUACCUGGACAAGAAGUCCUCCAGCGUGGGCAGCUGGGGAGCGCUGCGGGAGAGCUGGGAGGCCGUGUACCACCAGGUGGGUGAAGCAGUCCUUGAGAACGCCCGUCUCAUGCUGCACACCGAGAACAUUCAGGCCUCUGCUGAAGACUUUAAGGACAGGUAUGAAAAUGAACAGCCGUUCAGAAAGGCAGUGGAAGAUGAAAUUAAUUCCCUUUACAAAGUGAUUGAUGAUGCUAAUUUAACUAAAAUGGAUCUGGAGAGCCAGAUAGAAAGCAUGAAGGAAGAACUAACUUUGCUGUCAAAGACCCAUGAAGAAGAUGUGAAGGUGUUGUAUAAACAACUUGCUGGAUCUCAGCUGGAAGAACUUGAUGUUCCCCUGGGAAGUGGCCUGGACAACAUACUGGAAAAGAUCCGAAUCCACUGGGAGAGAGACAUUGAAAAGAAUCGUGCUGAGGCAGGUGCCCUGCUCCGUACCAAGCAACAGGCUGAAGCGACAGCUGCAGUGCGAAGCCAAGAGGAAGAACUGGUAGAGGGACUGAGAACCGAGUUCCAUGAAACUGCCUGCAAAAUACAGAGCUUGCAAGCUGAAACUGAGUCCUUGAGAACCUUGAAGAGGGGUCUGGAGAAUUCCCUAUAUGAUGCCAAGCACUGGCACGAGAUCGAACUGCAGAACCUGGGCUCUGUCAUUUCCAAGCUGGAGUCAGAGAUGGCAGAAAUCAAAGCAGAAACUGAGCAGCAGCAGCGGGAUCGUGAGAAUCUGCUGACCAACAAGCAGCAGCUAGAGAAAGACAUCGCUGCAUAUCACUGCCUUCUGGAUGGAGAGCAAAGCAGUUGAUCAUGAAGUCCCCAUCCUAUAGAAGAUCAUUGCCAUUCAAAGCAAAAGAAGAUGUCACCGCUAAGUAUGUUCUUGGAAGCGAAAUGCCCAUCAAAGCAGCCUGCUUUAUUCAGUUUGAUUCAACAGUCAAAGUAGGUUGUAGCUUGAACAACUUUAUUAGACCCUCUUCAUGUAAUUGCUUUGCUUACAGAUUUACUCAUGUUGUUAAAAUUAUAAUAAAAAUAAAGAAUAUCAGAGUUUU
Coturnix japonica (Japanese quail) is the source of this 1536-nucleotide messenger RNA. It is a transcript of the gene BFSP2, whose product is annotated as beaded filament structural protein 2. Gene Ontology annotation, cellular component: intermediate filament; cytoskeleton. NCBI's taxonomy places the organism in Eukaryota, Metazoa, Chordata, Aves, Galliformes, Phasianidae. Gene Ontology annotation, biological process: intermediate filament organization. The record is from RefSeq and is a predicted model, not a curated record. Gene Ontology annotation, molecular function: structural molecule activity.